GACUUAAUUAGAAUAUUAGAUCGUGGAAAUUGAAACACCCAAACAACAAAGCUCUCAUUAUUGUUCUUGUAUUGAACUUUUACCACAUAGUUCCUUGAAAUCUCUUUGGCAUCCAGAUCAUGAGUUUUCGUUCCAAAAAUUCAAGCAAAGGGGCUCCCGAAGGCUCUCAACGACAGCCUCCAAAGGAUCGUACAUCAACAUUACUCUCCAGGCUUGAUCCGAGAAUUUGUGGAAGGAAGGGGAAGCCUGGAGAGUCUAACUCAUCUACAGAUGUGAAGAAGGAAGUCCCCUCACAGGGGCCUGAUGGCAAAACCGUGUUUAAACCAAAGCAUCUUACAAUCUGCUGGGAGGGAGAUAGUCAAUUUUGGAGUAUUCCUCAAGGGGAUGAUGGUUUUGCAGAGCUGCUGGAGGUGUGUUGGCUUGAUGUAAGUGGUGAAAUGCCUGUAACCAAAGGGAAGACGUAUGAAGUUAGCUUUAUGUUAUCCAUGAACACAAAGAAUUCCUUUGGCUGGGACGAUCUUCAUCAUCCUGUUAUGGUGAUGGCUAGGAUAGGAAAGGAGGGAGAGUAUCAGCGCAAGGAAAUAAAACUAUCAGAAUUAAAAGGGACAGUAAUGGAAUUUCCUCCGGAUAAGUGUCGGGUUGAGUUUAAAAGUGAUGAAAAAUCUGAAAGUAAAGAGGAACUUCCUGCGAAGAAGAUUCGAACUAAGUCUAAAAGUGAUGAAAACCCUAACAAUGAUGAGGAAAAGCUCUAUUUUGGCUUGUAUGAAGUGUGGAGUAACAAAUGGAAGGGUGGUCUACAGAUUCAUGAGGCCAUAGUUCAGGAAAUACCAGCUGGGAAUAAUGCUUCUACAUCUAAUACCCGUUCCGACGAGUCCAGAGUGAAGGAAAUAGCAGCUCAUGACGAUUCUAUUUCAACAUCUGAAAACCUCCGAUCGAGUCGAAGUUCAAGGAGCACGUAGAAGCUGAUUUAGAGCCUUGUAACGUGGGAAUGUAUUUUCAGGGAUUUGAUCAGCGGACCGGAUUGCAUCUCCUAGUUGUCUAUUAUUUCUAUUUUCGUCA
This is a messenger RNA of Populus nigra (black poplar), 1059 nucleotides long. RefSeq names its product protein PHLOEM PROTEIN 2-LIKE A9-like. The record is from RefSeq and is a predicted model, not a curated record. Lineage: Eukaryota; Viridiplantae; Streptophyta; Magnoliopsida; Malpighiales; Salicaceae. The transcript is spliced from 5 exons. The coding region runs from base 120 to 959 and encodes 279 amino acids.